Molecule: messenger RNA, 2373 nt
Organism: Anarrhichthys ocellatus (wolf-eel)
Lineage: Eukaryota; Metazoa; Chordata; Actinopteri; Perciformes; Anarhichadidae
Gene: slc31a1
Product: solute carrier family 31 member 1
Exons: 4
Coding region: 1163-1933 (256 amino acids)
Biological process (GO): copper ion transmembrane transport
Cellular component (GO): membrane
Molecular function (GO): copper ion transmembrane transporter activity
Source: RefSeq, a predicted model, not a curated record
GAAACAUGAUCAGAGACUAGAAACAUGUUCUACUGAGUCAGUACAACUUUAUUUCCACUGUGAUAGUUAACGGUAAACUUUAUUUCCACUGAUGGUUAACGGUAAACUUUAUUUCCACUGAUGGUUAACGGUAAACUUUAUUUACACUGAUGGUUAACGGUAAACGGUCCGUUACAUCAUUAGUUCAUCUUCACUGAGUGUUAAAGACGUUUUGAGUCCUUUAGGAUCUGUUUCAAUACGUCCACAUGUCUGCAGACUUUGACUGAGGACUGAACAGUGGUAUCAGUGUUGUUAUCUGGUUUAUCACGUUUCCCAACAUGAGGCUCCCGGCCUCCCAAAGGUCCAGCGAUGAACCGAGUGUUGAUUUAGUCAGCUGUUGUUUUUAAAUGUCUCGUUAGUUUUAUCAUAUUUAGUGAAGUGUUUGGUUUUAUUGGUCAAGUUGUAGUUGAUUAAAAGUUGAUUAAUGAAAAAACCUGUUUUAAUUCUUUUAGUUUUAGUCAAUGAAUCACUUUCUUUUUUCCCUCCCGACUGUUGUUGUUGUUGACAGCGUGUUUACAUUCACAUGUUGUAUUUAAUGAACAUUAGUAAAGCUGAAUACAAAGUAAACGGAGAGUUAAAUUUAUCUUUUAACUCGAAGUGAAGCCGACUCGUCCAAACAGACAAACAGGAAGUUAAGUGUUGCCGACGGCGAUGGCUGACCUUCCCGUUAAUGUCGCUCUGAUCUAAUUGGCCGAUGUCAGACCGCAACACUCGGAGCGCUCCGAUUGGCUCGCUCUGCCUCCUGUAGCCUCGGGGCCUCAGAGAGCCAAUCGGAUUACAGCAUGACGUCUGCUCGGUCGUGAUCACAGUGUUCAGUGAGUCCCUCUCUGGUGCAGUCGGCGUCGCUUUAAGGUAAGAAAAGGUUCAUCAAUGAGCUCCUGUAGAGUCCAGCUGGUUUCUGCAGGUUUUAUCAAUAAUGACAGACGCAAUGACUCUUUAAAUCCUCUCCUUUUUAUUUUAAAGUGGAUCUCUUGAGUUUUUAUUCUUAUCCAAAUGAUGGGUGAUCAGCGCCCGUCUGUAUUAACUCCCAGAUGUUCAGACGACCAUCACUGGAUCCCUGUGAUGCUGCAGAAAACUUAAAAACAAGACUUUCCUCAGGCGGCUUCUGCAGCGUCUUUUUUCUAUGAUUUCUGAGCUGAUUUCUGGAUAUUUAUUGUGGACGCACGUCAGAGAUAACUCCAUGAAUUCACUUAGAAGUCAUAGAAAAACAGACACAGAGCGACUCCAUGGCAGCAAGAUAUUUAUGAAGAUGAGCUUGUGUCUUGCAGCCAUGGACCACAUGGACCACAUGAACCACAUGAACCACAUGAACCACAGCGCCAUGGACCACAGCAACAUGGAUCACAGCAACAUGGACCACCAUCAUAACACCUUGGCCCCGCCCACCACUGGCGGACACGACCACGGAGGAGGACGGAGUGAUGGGAGCAGUGGAGGACACGGGGGGAUGGUGAUGACUUUUUACUUUGGCUACAACAACGUGGAGCUGCUGUUCACCGGCCUGCUCAUCAACUCACCUGGAGAGAUGGCCGGGGCGUGUAUCGGCAUCUUCCUAUUGGCCGUGCUGUACGAGGGGUUGAAGAUGGGCCGUGAGACGCUGCUGCGUCGCAGUCAGGUCAACGUCCGCUACAACUCGAUGCCACUGCCGGGGUCUGAUGGGACGGUGCUGAUGGAGACACACAAGACGGUCGGGCAGCGGAUGAUAAGCCCCGCCCACUUCCUGCAGACCCUGUUGCACGUGGUUCAGGUGGUCGUCAGCUACUUCCUGAUGCUCGUCUUCAUGACCUACAACGCCUACCUCUGCAUCGCCGUGGCAGCCGGUGCCGGCAUGGGCUACUUCCUGUUCAGCUGGCGGAAGGCGGUGGUCGUUGACAUCACCGAGCACUGCCAUUAGCUAGCUUAGCUAGCGCACUAGUUGGCGAUCCGAUCGGGACGUUUGAUUUUUGCUUAUCACAAUCGCUGAGACGCUAACGAACACUUUCGCUCUAUGUUAGCACGCUAGCCAACCUUUGGAACUACAAACGCCAGAACGUUAGCACAGAAAACGAGACAAUAACCUGCACACUAAUGUCUGUAGUUGGCGAUUAAUAAAUCCGACAAGCGCUUUGUUUCUGUCAGGUUUUUUUUUUUUCGAACUAGUGCCAGCUGCGCUUAGCCAAAACGUUAGCAUACGUUAGCAUACGUAGCUUACAUAAUACACUUGUGUUGUUAGUUAGCAUUGUUAGCCGCUCGUUAGAGGAGCAUCAAUCAUAAAACAGAAUUUAAACAUUUAUUUAGAAUAUAAUUUAUUAGUGAAUAAAUGUUUUAUAAAAGUUUUCAUUUAGAUUCUUUUUU